UAAUGGAACAAGCCUCGAACCCCCGAGCCGCGCAGGCGCACUGGCGGCCCCUCGGCGCUCGCUCUCUGCUGCUCUGCCGCUCGCUCUCAUUCGAGCUUCACUGGAAAGGAGGAAUCAAACUUCCGGUUGGUAUCAUGGCGGCAUUGUGGGGUCUGAAAAAAAUAAAAUACUAAUCAUAAUAAUAACCAUCAUAAUAAUAACCAGCCCUCCCCUACCCCCACCCCCGUCCAGUUUCCAACAGCGGCUUCCGAUAAGGAUUAAAGAGUGAAGAAUAAACUGUAGGGAAAAAAUAACUAAAAAAAAAAAAAGAACCUCUUCUGUUUGGGAGUCGCAGUAAACCCACCCCGGCUCUCUUCGGCCGGCCAUGGCGGCGCAUAAACCCGUGGAAUGGGUUCAGGCCGUGAUCAGCCGAUUCGACGAGCAGCUUCCAAUCAAAGCAGGACAGCAGACUACCCACACCAGAGUCAGCACAGAACACAACAAGGAAUGCCUCAUCAACAUCUCCAAGUAUAAGUUUUCCCUCGUCAUAAGCGGCCUCACUAACAUCUUGAAAAAUGUGAACAACAUGCGGAUAUUUGGGGAAGCAGCAGAGAAGAACUUGUACCUGUCCCAGCUCAUUAUACUGGACACACUGGAGAAAUGUCUGGCAGGGCAACCCAAGGACUGCAUGAGGCUGGACGAGACCAUGCUGGUGAAGCAGCUGCUGCCAGAGAUCUGCCACUUCAUCCACACGUACCGGGAAGGGAACCAGCACGCCGCGGAGCUCCGGAACUCGGCCUCUGGGGUCCUCUUCUCUCUCAGCUGUAAUAACUUCAAUGCUGUCUUCAGCAGGAUCUCCACCCGGUUGCAGGAGCUUACGGUGUGCCUGGAAGACAAUGUGGACAUCCACGAUAUUGAGCUCAUGCAGUACAUCAACGUGGACUGUGCCAAACUCAAAAGGCUUCUGCAAGAGACCGUGUUUAAAUUUAAAGCCCUGAAGAAGCCGGCCCAGCUGGGUGUAAUCAACAGCCUCGAAAAGGCGUUUUGGAACUGGGUGGAAAACUAUCCGGAUGAGUUUACGAUGCUGUAUCAGCGACCUCAGACUGACAUGGCAGACUGCGCGGAGAAGCUCUUCGACCUGGUGGACAGUUUUGCGGAGAGUGCGAAGCGGAAAGCGGCCGUGUGGCCCCUGCAGAUCAUCCUGCUCAUCCUCUGCCCCGUGAUCAUCCAGGAGAUCUCCAAGGAGGUGGUGGAGGACAGCAAGGUGAACAAGAAACUGUUUUUGGACAACUUGCGGAAAGCCCUGGCGGGGCAUGGCGUCAGUAAGCAGCUGACGGAGAGCGCUGCCAUCGCCUGUGUGAAACUCUGCAAGGCCUCCACCUACAUCAACUGGGAGGACAACUCCGUCAUCUUCCUCCUGGUGCAGUCCAUGGUUGUAGACCUCAAGGCUUUACUCUUCAACCCCGGCAAGACGUUCUCCAGAGGAACCGGCAGUCAGAGUGCGGACAUGGACCUCAUGAUUGACUGCUUCGUGUCCUGCUUCCGAAUAAACCCGCACAACAACCAGCAUUUCAAGGUCUGUUUGGCACCAUCCUCCCCGCCCACCUUCCAUUUUGUGCUGGUGAACUCUCUCCACAGAAUCAUUACCAAUUCGGCUCUGGAUUGGUGGCCCAAGAUCGACGCGGUGUACUGCUACUCGGGGGAGCUGCGGGGCAUGUUCUCGGAGACUCUGAGCCGAGUGAUGCAAGGCUUCAGUGCACACGCUCCCUUACGCAUGACGCCGAGUCUCACAUUUAAAAUUACCAGCCUUAAAUUUAAAGAAAAAACGACAGAUUUGGAUACCAAGAGUUAUAAGUAUUUGCUGUUGGCCGUUGUGAAAUUAAUCCAUGCAGACCCAAAACUGCUGCUGCACAAUCCCGGAAAGCCAGGCCAUGAAAUCCAGAGCAGCACUGCAGAGUUAAUCACAGGGCUGGUACAGCUGGUCCCCUUGCCCAACAUGUCUGAGGUUGCCCAGGAAGCAAUGGAGGCUUUAUUGGUUCUGCAUCAACCAGAAAACAUUGAACUGUGGAAUCCAGAUGCACCAAUAGAAACCUUUUGGGAUAUAAGCUCCCAGGUUCUCUUUUUUAUCUGCAAGAAACUAAUCGGUCACCAGAUGUUGAACAGCACAGAGAUUCUGAAGUGGCUGAGAGAGAUACUGAUCUGUAGGAAUGCGUUUCUGCUCAAGAACAAGGAAAACGCUACCCUGGGCAGUGGGAUCCCUAUCUGUCGCCAGGCUCAGACCAAACUGGAGGUGUCUCUCUACGCGUUCCUGUGGAGCCCGGACAUUGAGGCCGUCCUGGUGGCCAUGUCCUGUUUCAGGCACCUCUGUGAAGAGGCGGAUAUCAGGUGUGGGGUGGAUGAAGUGUCUGUCCAAAACAUCCUCCCCAAUUACAACACCUUCAUAGAGUUUGCAUCAGUCAGCAACAUGAUGUCAACAGGUCGGGCAGCUUUGCAGAAGAGAGUCAUGGCACUGCUCAGGAGAAUAGAGCACCCCACUGCAGGAAAUACUGAGGCUUGGGAAGAUACAUAUGCAAAAUGGGACCAGGCCACCAAAUUAAUUCUUAACUAUCCAAAAACUAGAAUUGAGGACGGACAGGUUACAGAAAGUCUCCAUAAGACAAUUGUUAAGCGGCGAAUGUCACAUGUAAGUGGGGGUGGCUCUAUAGACUUGUCUGACACGGACUCCUUGCAGGAAUGGCUCAACAUGACGGGAUUCCUGUGCGCCCUCGGGGGCGUGUGCCUUCAGCACCGCAGCAACCCCGGGCCAGCCACUUACAGCCCUCCCAUGGGCCCUGUCAAUGAACGCAAAGGCUCCAUGAUCUCCAUGAUCUCCACUGAGGGCAGCACGGAGACGCCCCUCAGCAAGUUUCUGGACCGCCUGCUCUCCCUCAUGGUGUGCAACCUGGAGAAAGUGGGCCUGCAGAUCAGGACCAGUAUCAAAGACCUAGUGGGGCUGGAGCUGAGCCCAGCGCUCUACCCCAUGCUGUUCAACAAGCUGAAGAACAGCAUCAGCCGCUUCUUUGAUGCGCAAGGGCCGGUUCCCAUCAAUGACACUAAUACGCAGUUUGUGGAGCAGACUAUUGCUAUAAUGAAGAACCUGCUGGAUAACCACACUGAAGGAAGCUCCGAGCACUUGGGCCAGGCCAGUAUUGAGACCAUGAUGCUCAACCUAGUCAGGUAUGUCCGCAUUUUGGGAAACAUGGUGCACGCAAUCCAGAUCAAAACCAGGCUGUGCCAACUGGUUGAAGUGAUGAUGGAGAGACGGGACGACCUUUCGUUUUGUCAGGAGAUGAAAUUCAGGAACAAAAUGGUGGAGUACCUGACGGAUUGGGUUAUGGGAAUCUCCAACCAGGCAGCGGAUGACGACGUGAAGUGUUUGACAAGAGACCUGGAUCAGGCCAGCAUGGAGGCGGUCGUGUCUCUUCUUGCAGGAUUACCCCUCCAGCCAGAAGAGGGCGACGGUGUGGAACUGAUGGAGGCCAAGUCGCAGCUCUUCCUAAAGUACUUCACUCUGUUCAUGAACCUGCUGAAUGACUGCAGCGAGGUGGAGGAUGACGGGCAGCAGACAGGGGGGCGGAAGCGUGGGAUGUCCCGGAGGCUGGCCUCGCUGCGGCACUGCACUGUCCUGGCCAUGUCCAACCUCCUCAACGCCAACGUGGACAGCGGCCUGAUGCACUCCAUAGGGUUGGGCUACCAUAAAGACCUGCAGACUCGAGCCACCUUCAUGGAGGUGCUGACCAAGAUCCUGCAGCAGGGCACGGAGUUCGACACGCUGGCAGAGACGGUGCUGGCUGACCGCUUCGAGAGGCUGGUCGAGCUGGUCACCAUGAUGGGAGAUCAGGGGGAGCUGCCCAUUGCCAUGGCUUUGGCCAACGUGGUGCCUUGUUCGCAGUGGGAUGAACUGGCCCGGGUGCUGGUGACUCUCUUCGAUUCCCGGCACCUCCUGUAUCAGCUGCUGUGGAACAUGUUUUCCAAAGAGGUGGAGCUGGCAGACUCUAUGCAGACGCUGUUCAGAGGAAACAGCCUAGCAAGUAAAAUAAUGACCUUUUGUUUUAAGGUUUAUGGUGCUACCUACCUGCAGAAGCUGCUGGAGCCUUUGCUAAGAGCAGUGAUCACCACUCCGGAGUGGCAGCAUGUCAGCUUCGAGGUCGACCCCACCAGGCUUGAACCCACGGAGAGUCUGGAGGAGAACCAGCGCAACUUGCUGCAGAUGACGGAGCAAUUCUUCCACGCAAUCCUCAGCUCCUCCUGCGACUUCCCUCCCCAGCUGCGCAGCGUGUGCCACUGCUUGUACCAGGCAACUUGCCACUCUCUACUGAAUAAAGCUACCGUUAAAGAAAAAAAGGAAAACAAAAAAUCAGUGGUCAGCCAGCGCUUCCCCCAGAACAGCAUGGGCGCUGUCGGGAGUGCCAUGUUCUUAAGGUUCAUCAACCCUGCCAUCGUCUCCCCCUACGAAGCAGGGAUCCUGGACAAGAAGCCUCCACCCAGGAUCGAACGCGGGCUGAAGCUAAUGUCCAAGAUACUUCAGAGUAUUGCCAACCACGUUUUGUUUACAAAGGAAGAGCACAUGAGGCCGUUCAAUGAUUUUGUCAAAAGCAAUUUUGAUGCAGCAAGAAGAUUCUUUCUGGACAUUGCGUCCGACUGCCCAGCCAGCGACGCUGUCAAUCACAGCCUGUCCUUCAUCAGCGAUGGCAACGUGCUGGCUCUGCACCGUCUGCUGUGGAACAAUCAGGAGAAGAUCGGGCAGUAUCUCUCCAGUAACAGGGAUCACAAGGCCGUGGGAAGGAGGCCCUUUGACAAGAUGGCGACUCUGCUGGCAUACCUGGGCCCCCCCGAGCACAAGCCUGUGGCCGACACGCACUGGUCCAGCCUCAACCUCACCAGCUCCAAAUUUGAGGAGUUCAUGACGAGGCACCAAGUGCAUGAAAAAGACGAGUUCAAGGCUCUGAAAACACUCAACAUUUUCUAUCAAGCCGGGACCUCCAGAUCUGGGAAUCCCGUGUUUUAUUACGUUGCUCGGAGGUUUAAGACGGGCCAGAUCAACGGGGACCUGCUCAUUUACCACGUCCUGCUCACCCUGAAGCCGUACUACGCCAAGCCAUACGAGAUCGUGGUGGACCUGACCCAUGCGGGGCCCAGCAACCGCUUCAAGACCGACUUCCUCUCCAAGUGGUUUGUGGUGUUCCCGGGCUUCGCCUACGAGAACGUGGCCGCCGUCUACAUCUACAACUGCAACUCGUGGGUGCGGGAGUACACCAAGUACCACGAGAGGCUGCUCACGGGGCUCAAGGGCAGCAAGAAGCUCAACUUCAUCGACUCCCCGGGCAAGCUGGCGGAGCACGUGGAGCCCGAGCAGCAGAAGCUGCCCGCCGCCACGCUGGCCCUGGAGGAGGACCUCAAGGUGUUCCACAACGCCCUCAAGCUCGCCCACAAGGACACCAAGGUCUCCAUCAAGGUUGGCUCCACAGCAGUGCAGGUGACCUCCGCAGAGCGCACCCGUGUCCUGGGGCAGUCGGUGUUCCUGAAUGAUAUCUACUACGCCUCGGAGAUAGAGGAGAUCUGCCUGGUGGACGAGAACCAGUUCACCCUGACCAUCGCCAACCAAGGCACCCCUCUGACGUUCAUGCACCAGGAGUGUGAAGCCAUCGUCCAGUCCAUCAUCCACAUCCGCACGCGCUGGGAGCUGUCUCAGCCCGACUCCAUCCCGCAGCACACCAAAAUCCGGCCCAAGGACGUCCCGGGAACUCUGCUCAACAUUGCACUGCUCAACCUGGGCAGCUCAGACCCAAGUUUACGGUCUGCUGCCUAUAACCUCCUGUGUGCCUUAACCUGCACCUUCAACCUGAAGAUUGAGGGGCAGCUGCUGGAGACGUCAGGUCUGUGUAUCCCUGCCAACAACACCCUGUUCAUCGUAUCCAUCAGCAAGACCUUGGCUGCCAACGAGCCCCACCUGACCCUGGAGUUCCUGGAGGAGUGCAUCUCGGGCUUCAGCAAGUCCAGUAUUGAACUGAAGCAUCUCUGUCUGGAGUACAUGACGCCCUGGCUCUUAAACCUGGUGCGGUUCUGUAAGCACAACGAUGACGCCAAGCGUCAGAGAGUCACUGCCAUUCUGGACAAGCUGAUCACAAUGACCAUCAACGAGAAGCAGAUGUACCCUUCCAUUCAGGCCAAGAUCUGGGGCAGCCUUGGACAGAUCACAGACUUGCUGGAUGUGGUGCUGGACAGCUUCAUCAAGACCAGUGCGACAGGAGGGCUGGGCUCCAUCAAAGCAGAAGUGAUGGCUGACACAGCUGUGGCUUUGGCUUCAGGAAAUGUAAAGCUGGUUUCUAGCAAGGUGAUCGGGCGCAUGUGCAAGAUCAUCGAUAAGACCUGCCUGUCCCCCACACCCACGCUGGAGCAGCACCUCAUGUGGGACGACAUUGCCAUCCUCGCCCGCUACAUGCUCAUGCUGUCCUUCAACAACUCCCUGGACGUGGCUGCCCACCUGCCCUACCUCUUUCACGUGGUCACCCUGCUCGUGGCCACCGGCCCGCUGUCUCUCCGCGCUUCCACGCACGGCCUGGUCAUCAACAUCAUCCACUCCCUCUGCACCUGUUCACAGCUCAACUUCAGCGAGGAGACCAAGCAAGUCCUGAGGCUCAGCCUGACUGAGUUUUCUCUUCCCAAGUUCUACCUGCUUUUCGGGAUCAGUAAAGUGAAGUCGGCUGCUGUCAUCGCUUUCCGCUCGAGCUAUCGGGACCGCUCGUUCUCUCCGGGGUCCUACGAGAGGGAGACCUUCGCUCUGACCUCGCUGGAGACUGUCACUGAGGCCCUGCUGGAGAUCAUGGAGGCUUGUAUGAGGGACAUUCCGACGUGCAAAUGGUUGGACCAGUGGACAGAGUUAGCACAAAAAUUUGCAUUCCAGUACAACCCAUCCCUGCAGCCUAGAGCCCUGGUGGUCUUCGGCUGUAUCAGCAAGAGGGUGUCCCAUGGGCAGAUCAAACAGAUCAUCCGCAUUCUCAGCAAGGGGCUGGAGAGUUGCUUAAAGGGUCCUGACAACUACAACAGCCAGGUUUUAAUUGAGGCCACCGUAAUCGCACUGACUAAACUGCAGCCACUUCUCAACAAGGUACGGAAACAGAAGUGCACCCAACCCCUGCAGGACUCCCCCAUGCACAAAGCCCUGUUCUGGGUGGCCAUUGCAGUCCUGCAGCUUGACGAAGUGAACCUGUACUCUGCCGGGACAGCCCUGCUAGAACAGAACCUGCACACAUUGGACAGCCUCCGAGUGUUCAACGACAAGAGUCCAGAGGAGGUGUUCAUGGAAAUCAGGAAGCCUUUGGAAUGGCACUGCAAACAGAUGGAUCAUUUCGUCGGCCUCAAUUUUAACUCUAACUUCAAUUUUGCACUAGUGGGACACCUGCUGAAAGGGUACCGACAUCCCUCCCCCACCACAGUAGCCCGGACGGUGAGGAUUCUCCACACUCUGCUCGCACUCGUGGGAAAGCACCUGAACUGUGACAAGUUCGAGGUGAACACGCAGAGCGUGGCCUACCUUGCGGCCCUGCUGACUGUGUCGGAGGAAGUACGGAGCCGCUGCAGCCUCAAGCACAGGAAGUCCUUGUUGUUAUCGGACAUUUCCAUGGAGAACAUUUCCAUGGAUACGUACUCUUUGCAUCACACUGAUCCCAGCUGUAGGACACUAAGGGAGAGCCAGCCCUGGGCUUCUCCCAAAGUCUCGGACCGGUACCUGGUUGCAAACUAUCCCACCGUGGGGCAGAUCAGCCCCAGAACCCGCAAGUCCAUGAGCCUGGACAUGGGCCAGCCGUCCCAAGCAAACACUAAAAAGCUACUCGGCACUAGGAAGAGCUUUGACCACUUGAUUUCAGACACUAAAGCACCAAAGAGACCAGAGAUCGAAUCUGGCAUCACCACACCUCCCAAAAUGAGGAGAGUAGCAGAAAACGAUUAUGAAAUAGAGACCCAAAGAAUAGCCGCCUCUCAGCAGCAUCCUCACCUGCGGAAGGUAUCUGUGUCGGAGUCCAACGUGCUUCUGGAUGAGGAGGUCCUGACUGACCCCAAAACUCAGGCUCUGCUGCUCACUGUCCUUGCCACAUUGGUAAAAUACACUACAGACGAGUUUGACCAGAGGAUCCUCUAUGAAUAUUUAGCUGAAGCUAGUGUUGUCUUCCCAAAAGUCUUUCCAGUUGUCCACAACCUGCUGGACUCGAAGAUAAAUACCCUCUUGUCACUGUGCCAAGACCCCAAUCUCCUGAAUCCCAUCCACGGAAUUGUGCAAAGCGUAGUGUACCAUGAGGAGUCCCCACCACAGUACCAGCCAUCGUACCUACAAAGUUUUGGUUUCAAUGGGUUAUGGCGGUUUGCUGGUCCUUUCUCUAAGCAAACGCAGAUUCCAGACUACGCGGAGCUCAUCGUGAAGUUCCUGGACGCGUUGAUCGACACCUACCUGCCAGGCAUCGACGAGGAGACGAGCGAGGAGUCUCUGCGGACGCCCACCUCCCCCUACCCCCCCCCUGUGCAGAGCCAGCUCAGCAUCACGGCCAACCUCAACCUCUCCAAUUCCAUGACCUCACUCGCUACUUCCCAGCAUUCCCCAGUUUAUAGACGAUCCCCAACAUUCCCCCAGUUGAGGUCAUCUGAUGUGGUGUCCCUGAAAAUGCCUGCUUCUCUGCCUUGCUCUAAAUCUGCCGUUUUCAUGCAGCCACCCCCCCAUCCAGGAAUCGACAAGGAAAACGUGGAGCUUUCUCCAUCUACCGGGCACACGAACAGCGGGCGGACGAGGCACGGGUCCGCAAGCCAAGUCCAGAAGCAACGUAGCGCCGGGAGUUUCAAGCGCCCCAGCGUUAAGAAGAUUGUGUGAACAAGUGUUAUUACACCUCCAGAUGCACUUUCGGUUUUUGUUCGUUCGUGGGUUGUUUUUUAUUUUAUUAUUUCUCCCGUCAAGUCAGCCAAGUUGCCUGACGAUCAACAUUAUUGAAGAACUGCCUGAAUUUAAAGCCGUUUUUUUAUUAUUAUUAUUAUUAUUAUUAUUAUUAUUAUUAUUAUUAUUAUUAUUAUUAUUAUUAUUGUUGUUAAUAUUAUUAUUUGUAUUUUUUUUUUUUUAAAGACAGCCAGUGUUUCCGAAGCAUUCUAGAAGAAAAAGAAGGUUUUAGUUAAAGUAUAUCAAUUUAGGUAAUAAAAUGUCACUUUUUUUUUAAGCUGGAAGAAAACACUGAAAUUCUUAGCACUGCAGCAGAUGUCUUUAAAAAAAAAAAAAAAGGAAGCCAUUCGUUAGUUCUUUUUUUGUUGCUUCUAUCAUUUUUGCCUUUUUAUAAUAACGAAAAAAGUGUUAAGAAAAAAAGGAAAAGAAAAGUGAAAAUAUUUGCACCCUUUUUUUAAAACGGCAAAGUGGCUUUCUUUAUGGUGGGACACAGUGGAGUAACAGGAGAAGGCCUGACCCUCCUGGGGUGUGCAUUCUCCUUGCUGAAGUGAAAAUACAAUGAGGAGGAGGAGAGCUAAGAGAUCGGCAAGAAGUAGCCUCAUGAACACACGUUUUGUUUAAUGUUUUGGACUGUAAGAUAAGCAGGUUAACCACAGGUACGGUUUGGAGAUUGAACUUUAAGUGAAAAUCAAGAAAAAAAAGAUAUAUUUAUAUAUAUAUAUAUAUGGCAGGCCUUCAGCAUUAAAUUAAAAUAGCUGGUGGUGUAUGUUUUGUGGAACUUGCUGCAAAGUUAAGGGUUCUGCCGUACAAAGCAGAAGACAAUAUCACAAGUUGUGGGCGUGGCAGAUCUCUGUUGAUUUAGGAACACUAAGGUCCUACACGUAAGCGGGGUCAAUUCCAUUUCCAGUUCAUUUUUCAGAUCCAAUUCCUAGUCACUUUUAAUCAGUUCCAACAGAUCGCUGAUGGAAAUUGCAAUCCGCAGCAUUCUGUUAAAAUGAGCUUCGCACGGUGAAGGAAUUGGGAAUUGAUUUUAUAAAGGUGUUGACCCCGAGCCUGGUUGCAGGAGAAGAGAUAUGCGAGGGCUUUUAGAAGUUGUUAGAAGUUAUAUCACAUAUUUAAAUCGUUUCAAAGUGUAGCGCAAAAUGACCCCCUGUGCAUUCACUUUAUACUAGUUAAAUCAGAAGAAAACAAAAAAAAAAAAAUUAUAAGAUAAAUAUAGGUUCUUCUGCCCAUUGUGUGGCUUCAUCAGGGUUUUCAAAAUGCGAAUUUUGAAAUGUGUGUAAUUUGUAGAUAAGUAAGCCUUGCUUUGGAUAGUCAGGACAGGUAGGGUUUGUAGAGUGACUUGUGUUCCACGGAAUGAAAUGCAUCCUAUAAUGGUAUUAAAAUAAAAAAUAUAAAGAACUAUACAAUAACCAAUAUUCUACAGCUAGAUUGCAAUUUCCCGGUAUAGUAGAAUAGUCAGGUUGAAGAACUUCUUUUUUUCGUUAGCAUUAUUUCGCAAAGAUCGACUUAUGACAAGACACUAGGAAUAAUAACGUGAACUUGUAAAUAUUAAAAUGCCUUUAUUUUAUUGAUUAAAAAAAAAAAAAAAACAUUAAAAAAAACGUUUAAUUUGUUUACAGUCGUCCAGUACGAAAACAAUGGAUACAAUCAUAAUAUGCAAACAAUUUGCCAAAAUAAUGUAGAAUUUCACACAAAAAAAGUACCGAUUUCAGGAUCCUCUGUAUUAGUAUUGAGUAGCAUGCAGGUUUCCCUGAGGAUCGUUGUAAGGGUAGCGUUCAGGUUAGCGAAAUUAGAGACCCUAUUUAAACAUGGCCGGUGUAGAGUAAUAGAGUAACAGGGUAUUGUGGACUUUUGUUUUUUGUUUGUUUGUUUGUUUAUAGAAACUCCUUACUUCAUUGAAACGCAAUCUACUUGCAAGUGUAGUUCGACAUCAGACUGCAUCAGUCAGAACCGAUUCUGGUUUUGCUGAGGUUUCCGCCUGGCUGUUCAGAGGCGGUAUGGUGUGACUGAAACGAUGCGAAGCUCGGCGAAUUCUGCCGCAAAAGAAACCCUGCGUCAGACACGGCUGCCUGUACGGAACUGCAGCUUAACAAAUAUGCGGCAGUCACAGUUCUGUUUUAAAACAAUACCGGGCACAAGUGAUGGGUUUAUUAUAACACAUGAAUUAAAAAGACGCAACUUUCUGAAUUGAUUUUGGAUAUUAUGACUGCAGUUAGCCAGAGUGUAACACUGGUGCCCGGUUUAAUGGCAGACCGGCUUAGUGCUAUCAUAAAUGUACAAAAAGGGGUUGUGUUAUUUCUAUAUUUGGUGCCGUGGUGUUAAUUAAAAUAAAUAAAUCAUUAGCCCACAGGGUAAAACAAAAUGGGAAUGGACCAGUGUUUAAUAUAAUGUUCAACAAAAGAGUUAGUUUUGUUUACAGAGAUUUUACCUUGUAUUUGAAUUGUAAAAUAAAUAAAUAUAGGACAAUUGGGCAAAGUAUUAUAUUAGUGUUAAGCAAAUCUAGUGUUAUUCAUGUAAGCGUCUUCUCGUCUGUAUAGUAUUUAAAAGAGGCCAAAGCAGGUCUAACAUGUGGGGCCCAGGUGAGGAGUGACUGAUUCCGAGUAAGCGUUGAAGCAGAUCUGUUAACAGACCUGUUCAAUUUCAGCGUGGAAAUAAUUAGCAAUUCACCUGAAGCGGUGUGUUUUGUAGACACAACUUAUUUUAAACUUUAUGUGACCCCAAACUAGAAUGAACCAAUUAAAAAACAAAAAAAACAAAACUUUUUUCUCACUUCUUCUUGAGAACUCCUGAUCAAUGCGUUUCUCCAUUAUUCGGUGUCGUGUUCUGUCUCCGAGGUGAGUUCUGUCACCUCGAUGUCAUCUUGGGAAGGAGGAUGCUUUACUCGCUCGCCCCUUCAUGUGGUUUAAUAAGACCACCCCCCCUGCUUUCAGUAUCAGGACAGGCAGAUCCAUCCCGCAUCUUGGUGUAGGGCCUAGUAUUGCACUACUCAUAACUGCAGUCACAGACUUAGUUUCUAGGUUUUAAUGAACUCAAAUUCGGCACGUCUUGCCUGAGGUUAUGCAAAACAAAGACUUUGCCGCAAGCAGUCACCUUUUGAGCGCUGACCACACUUUUUUUUUUCUUUUUUUUUAAUGCAGUACGUUCACCUUUUGUAAAUAUUUUUUGUGUAAAAUUUGACAGGUAUAUUUACUACACUGUAAAUACAUGUGAUGAUAAAUUGUAUUAUUUAGCUUUUUUUUGUAAAGCAGUUAGUUUGCUGUACAUGUAUAACAUACAAAUGUAAUUAUUCUAGUGUUAGUAAUGUUCUCUCUCUCUCUCUCUCUCUCUCUCUCUCUCUCUCUCUCUCUCUCUCUCUCUCUCUCUCUCUCUCUCUCUCUCUCUCUCUCUCUCCCCCUUCCAUCCAUUGCAUUAUACUAUGUCAUUAAAACAAGAAAGAACAGACAGUAGAAUAUAAAAUUGCUGUGUAUUAUAAACUCACACUGUGUAUGAUAAACUUACUGUUCCCAUUUUGGGCCUAACCUUGAGAAAUGUUACCUUCAGAAAGAAAAAAAAAACACCCCCACCAUCCAAUCCUGUUAAUACUGUAAGACAAGUGUCUGUGAGCAGGAGAAAGGAAACUGCUGUUUAAAUCUCAAUUGAAUUGUUAAUCGUAGGUACCAUUGUAGAAAUCAUUGUUCAAGAAAUGUGGUGUUCUCAUCGUCCCCACCCCCCCUUUUAUGGAUGUAUUCCUUUUUUUGGAAGUAAAAUGUAAAUUGAACCUGUUA
Molecule: messenger RNA, 12705 nt
Organism: Acipenser ruthenus (sterlet)
Lineage: Eukaryota; Metazoa; Chordata; Actinopteri; Acipenseriformes; Acipenseridae
Product: neurofibromin
Exons: 59
Coding region: 365-8878 (2837 amino acids)
Biological process (GO): regulation of GTPase activity
Source: RefSeq, a predicted model, not a curated record